AUGGGGAUGUUCCCGCCGCCACUGUCUCGUUCGAACAGCGUACAGAGCGAAGCUCAUCGUGGCGAAGCGAUCUUGAACGAAGCGGAGAAAGAGGCUCUCAUUGACAACUGGCUCAAGCGGUGGAUGGCGAUGGCAAUCAAGGGCCACCCUAAAGCCUAUACCGGGGCUCUUGAAAUGCUGGGUGAUAAACCGAACAUUGCCAAAAAAUGGGAGUUGUACAAGACCAUACAGGUACACUCGAAAGCGAAUGCUCGGCAACAGCGCGCACAGCAACUACAAGCAUUGCAACCACAACCGCAUCAACCUCGAGAAGUCAUCGACUUGACCAGUAACAAGCGCAAAGACCCGCCCACCGCAUCCAACGAGCCGCCUAAGAAGCGCCAGAUCGUCGACCUCACCCAGCCCCGCCGCGACCAGUUCUCUAAUCACGAACCACAAGCCCCCGUGCUCCUCGAUGCACCCGGCGGAGACAAGAUCGCUGUCGUCCCCAUUCCCGAACUCGCCGCCACGGACGACUUACAAGCCCACGCGACCAUCUUCGGCGUAAAUGCGCACGAUCUCGAGCUCAACGGUCCCAUCUUCACAAGUGUACAAAACUCCACUCCUGCCCCGCCCCCCGUUCCCGAUCACCCCGCGCGCCCUCAUGUAAAUCUCGUCUCCGCGCCCAAAAUACAUCCAGAUCAGGAUAUCACAAUUUGGAUCCCCGACAUGGAAGUGGCUGCGGCGAAGGCGAAGAUCAACUCUGGACAAUACGACUUCACGUGGUCGAACGGUAUUGUGGAUGAUGUUGAGCCAGUUACAGACGAGCUGCUGGAGGGGAUUGGAUGUGAGAGGGAAGAAGAUGGGCUGUGGAGGGCACCUUCUCCUAUGCUCAGUGAGGAGAAAGCGAAUGUAGAGUGGAGUAUGGUAAGUAGAAGUAGGGAGAGGAGUUUCGCUCCGUAG
Messenger RNA from Parastagonospora nodorum SN15, 942 nucleotides. RefSeq lists its product as hypothetical. The transcript has a single exon. NCBI's taxonomy places the organism in Eukaryota, Fungi, Ascomycota, Dothideomycetes, Pleosporales, Phaeosphaeriaceae. The record is from RefSeq and is a predicted model, not a curated record. The coding region runs from base 1 to 942 and encodes 313 amino acids.